AUGACACUGCACAUGGCCCUCGGUUUGUAUAUCCGCAAAUUGGGGCUCCAACCCACGUCGACGCGCGGUGUCUACUGCGUCCAUCUGUCGUCAGCGUUGCCAGCGACGCUCCAAAGCGCCUUGGCGACGCUCGAGGCCAGCGCGUCGCUGUCGGACGUUCGUGUCUGCACCAUUGUCGACCCAGCGCUCUACGCGGGCCUCUACGCCGCACCCGCUUUGCCGUGGCUCCACACUAUCUACGCCUCGAUACCACCGACAAUUGCGUCGUCUUGGCUCGGACGAGAACGAGUCCCGACCGCGGUCUGCUAA
Saprolegnia diclina VS20 is the source of this 309-nucleotide messenger RNA. RefSeq lists its product as hypothetical. The coding region runs from base 1 to 309 and encodes 102 amino acids. The record is from RefSeq and is a predicted model, not a curated record. NCBI's taxonomy places the organism in Eukaryota, Oomycota, Saprolegniomycetes, Saprolegniales, Saprolegniaceae. The transcript is spliced from 2 exons.